AUGGGAUACUAUGAUAUUGAUGAUAUACUGGCAGACUCUGUAGAAAUACCGUGCAAAUUUCAACAUGAUAUACCAGGUCUAGGUUAUUUGGAAAAUAAUCCAGGUAAACCAAUAAGCAAAAAUGCCAAAUUAGAUUUACCCAUCUGGUUAGCAAGAAUUCUUGCAAUUGUUGGAGGUGAUGCUAAUCCAGAUACUAUGGAAGAUGAAGAACCUCUACCCUUUGUAGAAUUGUUGACUCCGGACAUGUUCUCACCGAAAGUUAUCAAUGCUAUUAAAGCGGACCCAGCUUCAUUGGAUUUGCAUGCUAUAAACUCAUAUUUCUAUAGUCUUGCUACUAAAUGGAUCACAUUAUUUAAUGAUAAACAAUUGGCUGAAGUGGUGCAUAAUUUAUUAUUGGAAAGGUCACAAAUUAUAAAUAAAUAUGCAGGUAGUGUGCCUGUUGAUUUGUUUCAUUCUUCCACAGAUAUAGGUAGUGGGAAGAAAACUGGACAUAGUAGUCAUGGUGGUAAUUCUUCGAUGGUUAGAGUCUCGAACAGCACUUUUUUAUUGACAUUAGAUGAAUUUGAGAAGAAAAUAUAUAAAAAGUCCCAUGAAUCGUAUAAAGAUACGAAAAGGUGGAUGUUUGAAAAAUAA
Messenger RNA from Naumovozyma dairenensis CBS 421, 633 nucleotides. It is a transcript of the gene PSF3, whose product is annotated as DNA replication protein PSF3. Gene Ontology annotation, biological process: mitotic DNA replication initiation. The transcript has a single exon. Gene Ontology annotation, cellular component: GINS complex. Bases 1 to 633 code for a protein of 210 amino acids. The record is from RefSeq and is a predicted model, not a curated record. Lineage: Eukaryota; Fungi; Ascomycota; Saccharomycetes; Saccharomycetales; Saccharomycetaceae.